AAAAGUUUGAUACUACUCCUAUAUGUAUUAGUUUCCCUAGCAAUACUACCACAAUUCCACCAACUUAUAUAGUCCAUCAGCACGAGAAAGCCACCUUGGCCAGGAAGACUGAACAAAUAUGGCUCCUCCACCUUCCACCGCUGUUUCUCCGAUAGUGAGCCUGUUGGUGAGGAUUUUAACGUUCGUCUGCCUGCUCAUAUCCGUUAUCAUCCUCAUAACCAACACUUACACCGAAAGAACGGAUUAUGGUGAUGUCAAAACCAAGUUCACCGAUUUCCAUGCCUACCGGUACCUGCUGGGUGCCAUUGUUAUUGGACUUGCAUAUACUCUUUUCCAAACUGCACUAACCAUCUUCCUGGUAAGCACUGGAAAUCGCAUCGGCGGCGACGGGAUGCUUCAGUUGGACUUCUAUGGUGACAAGGUUAUAUCAUACGUACUUGCAACGGGCGCUGCAGCGAGUUUCGGUAUGACCCAAGAUUUUAAGAGACUUGUAGAUCGGAGUGAUUCUGGGGUUGAUAAAUUCUUAAGCAAGGCUGAUGCAGCCACCAGCCUUUGUCUACUAGGAUUCUUGUUCGCUGCAAUAUCGUCGAUUUUCUCAGCUUUCUCUCUCCCUAAGAGAGCUUAAUCAUUCCAGAGAUCGAAUUCAGCAGAAUUUGGGAUUAAAUAUUUUGCAGUACUAUUUCCCCUUUCCACCAAG
Coffea eugenioides is the source of this 697-nucleotide messenger RNA. RefSeq names its product CASP-like protein PIMP1. Lineage: Eukaryota; Viridiplantae; Streptophyta; Magnoliopsida; Gentianales; Rubiaceae. The record is from RefSeq and is a predicted model, not a curated record. The coding region runs from base 119 to 625 and encodes 168 amino acids. The transcript has 3 exons.